AAGUUGUGGUGGGCGUCCAACUGUUUGAAGUCUGAAUUCCCGGUGCAACUUGAACGCACCAUAAAAGCCAAAGGAGUUGUGCUAGCAACUGUUAGCUGUCAGCCGGUCCGAGUCGUCGUGUCAGGAUGGAGGUGACACGCAAAUGUUUUAAGGACUGUUUAAACUUCGUGUACACCGCAAUAGAAGAGGCUGACUUUCUUGCCAUCGAUGGAGAGUUUUCAGGAAUCAGCGAUGGCCCCAGCGUCAGUGCACUCACCAACGGGCUGGACACGCCCGAGGAACGCUACACCAAGCUCAAAAAGCAUUCCAUGGACUUUCUGCUCUUCCAGUUUGGACUGUGCACCUUCAACUAUGACCAGAAAGAGUCCAAGUACAUCACAAAGACUUUUAACUUUUACGUUUUCCCCAAACCAUUCAACCGAUCGUCUCCCGACAUCAAGUUCAUCUGUCAAAGUUCCAGUAUUGACUUCCUGGCCAGUCAAGGCUUUGACUUCAACAAGGUCUUCUGUAACGGAAUUCCUUACCUGAACCAGGAGGAAGAGGCCCAACUGAGAGAGCAGACCGAGGAGAGGCGGAGCCAACAAGCUAACGGCGUGGGAACGCCCUCCUUCAUCUCGCCGUCCUGCUCCAAAGGCCCCGCCCACAUACCCGAUGAGCACAAAGACUUCAUCAACAGAGUAGUGGAGAAGGUUGAGAUGCUUUUCUCGGGUACAGAAAAGACUGUGGACUUGGAGUCAUGCACCGGUUUCCAGAGGAAGCUGAUAUACCAGACACUCAACAGGAAGUUUCCCAAGGGGCUCCAUGUGGAAACCGUGGAAACAGACAAGAAGGAGCGCUUCAUCCAGGUCAGCAAGAUGGAUGAAGAGGAGAGGAAAAAGCGGGAGCAGCAAAAACUGGAGCGAGAACAGGAGGAGCUAAACGACGCAGUGGGUUUCUCCCGGGUCAUCCACGCCAUCUCCAAGUCUGGUAAGCUGGUGGUGGGCCACAACAUGCUGUUAGACGUCAUGCACACCAUCCACCAGUUCUACUGCCCUCUACCUGAUGAUCUUCAAGAUUUCAAAGAGGUCACGAUGUGUGUUUUCCCUAAGCUUCUGGAUACAAAGUUGAUGGCUUCCACUCAGCCCUUUAAGGAAAUGAUUAGCAACACUUCUCUGGCUGAGCUGGAGAAGCAGCUGAACGAGAGCCCCUUCAAGGCUCCUCGAAUUGAGGCGGCAGAAGGCUUUCCCAGCUACAACACAGCCAAGGAGCAGCUGCACGAGGCCGGCUACGACGCCUACAUCACAGGCCGCUGCUUCAUCUCCAUGGCCAACUUCCUGGGCUCCUUCCUGACUCCGCCCAAAGCGUACGUCUCAGCUCGCUCCAAACUCAUCGAGCCGUUCUACAACAAGCUGUUCUUGAUGAGAAUCAUUGACAUUCCCUACCUCAACAUCACAGGACCAGAUUUGCAACCCAAACGGGACAACGUACUCUAUGUCACCUUCCCUAAAGAAUGGAAGACCAGCGACCUCUACCAGCUCUUUAGUGCCUUCGGGAACAUCCAGGUCUCAUGGGUGGACGACACCUCUGCCUUCGUGUCCCUCAGUCAAACGGACCAGGUGCAAAUAGCCAUGAACACCAGCCGCUAUGCAGAGAGCUACAAGAUCCAGACGUACGCCGAGUACAUCCGAGGCAAGCAGCAGGACAAAAACAAGCUGGCUCACACUUCCAAAUUCUGGAAGGAGGACUGCUGGGUGAAGCCUCACUACACCCCCUCUGGAUACUCCCGGGCUCUGAAACGAAGCAUCAGUCCCGUUCAGCUGGAACAAGGUGAAGCUGGCGCGGCUGACGGCUGGAGUAACUACUCUUACUCGGACAGCACGGCAAGCAAGAAGAUGAAAACUGACGAAGUUGUGGAGAGUAAGACAUCAGAAGGAUGGCUCAAAACCACGGAGGCAUCACAGUCCCCCGGGUCGAGUCCCGUCCCCGAGGAGAACAGUCCCGGUGCUCCGGAUCACGCGAAGGACGCCGAGGGGACGCUCACCUGGCAACAGGCGGCCGCCGUACCUGGGCACAAAAGUCAAAAGAACAAGAAAAAGUCUGAAGCUGCUGGAACAUCACCACUCUUUGAGGUUCCCCAGGUGUGGUAGCAGGAAGAGGAGGCGUGCCGCUGCCGCCGCUCUUAAUGCUUCCCCCCCCCCCCCCCCCCCCCCCGAAGCACUUGGACUCUUCUGCGAGGUCGUUGCAUAGCUGGGGGCCUCCUCUUGGGCAGGUGUGGCCUGGUACUACUACUCAAAUCAAUACAAGCCAUAUGUGACAAGUCUUCUGGUUUAAACACACAAUCUGAAAUUGAAAAUCAUUUUGUUUUUCCAAGUUAUUUUAUACGUUAAGUGUGAAUACUGGCAUCGAGCGCCACAGCCCACGCUGGAGUCAUUUUUAUGGCGUCGUCCCCUUUUGACUCACGGUGUAUUUUACUGUGUGUGUGUGUUCACACGAAAGAUGAGCGUUAAAGUGUGUGUGUUUGUUAAUUCCAUAAGCUGCCACUCGACAAGUUAUGUAGUUUACAACAUCAGGGUUUAUAAUAUGUAUUUAAAAAAAACUCUUUUUUUUUUGUAGUUUUUUUUAGAAAAAAUGUAAACGAUCAACUUCUGUUUUAUCCAGCAUAUAUAUAUAUAUAUAUAUAUAUAUAAAUGUAUCAACAAUAAUGUGAUAAUUUAUUAGAGCUGUAAUUUCACUCCUCCAGAGGUGCUUUUGUUUUUUUUUGUACAGAUGUUUGUUUUUGUAACCAGCGUCUAUUGAAAACGUGUAAAUGUAUGUUCUUUGGUAAAACAUGUAAAAAAUC
Messenger RNA from Entelurus aequoreus (snake pipefish), 2818 nucleotides. RefSeq names its product poly(A)-specific ribonuclease (deadenylation nuclease) (gene parn). The record is from RefSeq and is a predicted model, not a curated record. Lineage: Eukaryota; Metazoa; Chordata; Actinopteri; Syngnathiformes; Syngnathidae. Gene Ontology annotation, biological process: nuclear-transcribed mRNA poly(A) tail shortening. The coding region runs from base 126 to 2126 and encodes 666 amino acids. Gene Ontology annotation, cellular component: nucleus; cytoplasm. The transcript has 26 exons. Gene Ontology annotation, molecular function: poly(A)-specific ribonuclease activity; RNA binding; metal ion binding.